AUGAGUUCACUGGACGCUCCGAAUCAGCUGUCACCACCUUGGCCCACCCCGGUCACGACAGACCUCUCAUCUCCCUGGAACACAAGCGACGUUGGCUAUUUCACUCCAGACGACACCGCUGGGGACCACAGAUACAUCGAAAAUAACACCACAUACUACACAAACGUCUUCGUCAAUCACAUCCGCAGCCCAGCCUUCUACAAGCCCGAGCCCGUCAUCCGCGCCAACCUUCACUUCUGUCUCCGCGACAAAGCACAGGAUUGGAUCGACAUGGAACUUAAUGUCAUGGAGAGAGAGAUGCUGCGCGUGCUGCCCCUUGAGACAGGCUGGAUCGAGGCUCUCCUGAAGCGCUUCAAGCCUCUUUAUGAUGUUGCUCUGCGCCGGUACAAGGAGGGACAGUACGCCAAGGAAGAUGCGGAGAACAGAUAUGACCCUGUCAAAUGGGCUCAUGGAAUGAUUCGCAAUUCUCAGGCGGCUGGUAUCACCAGUACUUAUGCACAGCUGAAGCAGAUCUGGUAUGGUAUUGAUUUGGAACUUCAGUGGCCGGUCAACUGCCCUGCUAAAAGUACUCUAGUUUCGGAGUUUAUGAAGGAGCUUGAUGAUGCGUAUGUUGAGUGGUGCGAUGGUGAGAACGAGUAG
This is a messenger RNA of Penicillium atrosanguineum, 639 nucleotides long. RefSeq lists its product as uncharacterized. NCBI's taxonomy places the organism in Eukaryota, Fungi, Ascomycota, Eurotiomycetes, Eurotiales, Aspergillaceae. The record is from RefSeq and is a predicted model, not a curated record. The coding region runs from base 1 to 639 and encodes 212 amino acids. The transcript has a single exon.